Microstroma glucosiphilum is the source of this 868-nucleotide messenger RNA. RefSeq names its product Ctr-domain-containing protein. Lineage: Eukaryota; Fungi; Basidiomycota; Exobasidiomycetes; Microstromatales; Microstromataceae. The transcript has 3 exons. Gene Ontology annotation, biological process: copper ion transmembrane transport. Gene Ontology annotation, cellular component: membrane. The record is from RefSeq and is a predicted model, not a curated record. Gene Ontology annotation, molecular function: copper ion transmembrane transporter activity. Bases 86 to 766 code for a protein of 226 amino acids.
GUCAGAUACUUUUGAAGUCUCCAGCGAAGCUCGCCUCGACAGAAAAGCUCUUUUGUUGACAAGUCACUGGCACAGUAUUCGCAAUAUGGACAGCGGUAUGGACAUGGGCAUGGACUCGGACUCGAGUUGUGUUGUAGCGAUGCUGUGGAACUGGACCGUCAUGGACGCUUGUUUCAUCUCUGAAAGCUGGCACAUUCGCUCUCGAGGUGCCUUUGCAGCCUCUUGCAUAGGUGUGGUGGCCAUGAUGUUUUUGCUGGAGUUCCUCCGCAAGAUGGCCAAGGACUUUGAUGCGCACAUCGUCACCACCUUCCGUUCAAGGGCUGCUGCCAUCAGAGCGUCCCGACAUAGAGAAGAGCAAGGACAAGUCGAAGGCAUGAAUACUGCUGUGCAUGGCCUUGGCAAAGUCCCAUCGAACGGCACCACACCUGCGUGCUGUGAAAAGUCCCCUGCUACUCCCUUGGCAGCAAUCGGCGGCUCUAUCAAGCUUCGUGCGACUGUCCUACAGCAAGUGAUCCGCAGCAUCCUGUACAUGGCCAUCUUCACCCUAGCGUACUUUGUGAUGCUGCUGGCUAUGUACUACAAUGGCUACCUGCUGAUUUGCAUCUUCCUUGGCUCAGGAUUGGCGCACUUUCUCAUCAAUGGAUUCGAGAUGGACGUGCCCAUGGAGCAAGACGGGGGCGCCGCCGGCGGCAGCGCUGGCUUUGUUGAUUCGGCCGAGAAGGGAUCUGGAGGUGCAUUGAACGAACCCACUGUAUGUUGCGGGUAGACGAUGCAAGGAUUGGUUGUCGGAGUAGCCGAAGGUAUUGUUUAUCUUGUCGUCCCCACACGCACCGUCAGCUCGAUAGUAAUAGUAUCCGCAUAGGUGAUU